CAGCAUCCAACUCAGUACCUCCUACUUGUCAACACACGCCAUGUUUCAGUUUAUUUCGCCCUCGCCGCUCCCAUCUGAUGGUCCCAAAAUCAGUCGACAAGUUUCGGAGAUCGAGAGAUUUCGUGCUCGCCAUCGACGUCUUUGUCGUGGGCAGCAGACUGCAUUACCCGGAUCCCGGAUCGAGGCCCUUGAUGUGGACGAAGGUCGUACUCGCAAAAUUCCCGCUAAUUGGCGGAAGAAGCAACAGCAGGCGCAGGCCCGCAACAACUUGGACGAUGGCUACUGGCCCGAGUCGGCAGGCACGGAAAUGCACUUGGGCUACAACGCCUUUGACUCUAUAGCAUCACCCGAGGGCUUCUUCGAUGAGACAGAGGAGUCCAAGGUGGUUAAAGACACCGCCAUCGUACCAAAGCAGCAGGUCGACGAAGAGCUUCAGUCGGAACCGGUCGGCGAGGUGAAACCUGCGACUGUCGACGACAACGAUCAGCAAAAAAGGAAACAGUUCAUGGCAGACGUGGGGAAGAAAGUGGCAUCAAUGGGCUUUAAGAACCCCAGUAUGUGGGAGCAGAAACUCCCCAGCCGUCAAGUAUCUGGCGAACCUAUCCAGCGAGUAUCGACUUUUGGGGUAAAUGUGCUGUGGGGAGCUCCCGUGUACUAUAACCCGUAUAUAGGUCAGCGGCGUACGAUGUACUACCAACCGCUGUACUAUGCUUGAAAUGCUGUUUGCUUGCAUCGCAUUCCAUGUAUUAGAAUUUUGUACCACUACAUUUCAUUCUUAAAAAUCAAUCGUUAUCCAGACUAUACAGGCC
Molecule: messenger RNA, 809 nt
Organism: Phytophthora nicotianae INRA-310
Lineage: Eukaryota; Oomycota; Peronosporomycetes; Peronosporales; Peronosporaceae
Exons: 1
Coding region: 41-715 (224 amino acids)
Source: RefSeq, a predicted model, not a curated record